Molecule: messenger RNA, 1103 nt
Organism: Sarcophilus harrisii (Tasmanian devil)
Lineage: Eukaryota; Metazoa; Chordata; Mammalia; Dasyuromorphia; Dasyuridae
Gene: UPK2
Product: uroplakin 2
Exons: 5
Coding region: 65-601 (178 amino acids)
Biological process (GO): epithelial cell differentiation
Cellular component (GO): apical plasma membrane
Source: RefSeq, a predicted model, not a curated record
CAGCCACCCCAGGGCCCGGCCUGCACAGGCCUCGGGGACAAAGCCAGCACGGACUUCACCCACCAUGGCAUUUCUGACGCCCACCCUGCUUCUACUGGUGCUGCUGGAUCUGGGGGCUGCAGAAUUCAACAUCUCCAGCAUCUCUGGCUUGCUGUCCCCGGCCCUGGCAGAGAGCUUUUUAGUUGCCUUACCUCCCUGCCACCUCACCGGGGGCAAAGCCACCCUGACUGUAAGAAGAACAAAUGAAAGCACAGGGCUGACACAUAACUUCAUGGUGCCCCCCUGCCGCGGCCAGCGGGACCUGGUGAAUGUGGUGUACAGCGGCGGCAGCUUCACCGUCACCCGACUGGAUGCCUACCAAGUCACCAACCUGGUACCUGGCACCAGCUACUACGUCUCCUACUCCGUGGUGAAAGGGAAUGCAGUAGAAUCCAGUAACAGAGUCCAGAUGGCCACCCUGCCCCGAAGAAAAGUGGAGACUCUGGGGCUGGGCAUGGCACGCACCGGGGGCAUGAUAGUCAUUACAGUGCUGCUCUCUGUGGCCAUGUUCCUGCUGGUCGUGGGCUUCAUAGUUGCUCUGGCCCUCGGAGCCCGGAAAUGAGGCCCCGAGUGAGACCGGUCCCUCCCGGAGACAGAGAUGGAGCGGGCUUCCUCUCCGGGGCUUUGGGGGUCCUCUCCCAGGGUACCCCCUCCCCCCAACCGGCCAGCCUCCAACCUUCCUCAUUCCCCAAGCACUUGGCCCUCCAUUCACCUCAUCCCUUCACGUGGUCUUCCCUCCCUCCCCCCCAUCCUCCUUUCAAUUGGUCUCUCACUCUUUAAGGUCAAAAGCGAGCCAAGCCCGGAACUAAAGGGUGGAGGUGAUAGAAAGUUUAGAUAAACUCUGAGGAGUUUACAAACUGCCAAAUCCCCCACCCUGUCCAGACAUCCUUCCCCUACCUACCCCAAUCUUCCAAUAGAAUCUGAGAAUUGUAAAAGAAAUGAGGUCUCUUACUCCUCCCUAAACCCUACUUGCUCCCAGCCUCCCUCCCCCCAAAUCCCUUCCCAGAUCUGGGCCACCUGUCCACCGUCCCCUCAGCCUAUUCCCUGCAAUAAAGUGUGGAUGU